Molecule: messenger RNA, 1348 nt
Organism: Melozone crissalis (California towhee)
Lineage: Eukaryota; Metazoa; Chordata; Aves; Passeriformes; Passerellidae
Gene: CFAP73
Product: cilia and flagella associated protein 73
Exons: 7
Coding region: 1-1071 (356 amino acids)
Biological process (GO): spermatid development
Source: RefSeq, a predicted model, not a curated record
AUGGAGCCGGAGCUGGAGGAGCGGCUGCGAGAGGCGUUGCGGGACAGGCUGCGGCUGCUACCCCCGGGUGAGCGGGCCAGGCACAGCGGCGGCCCCGGCAGCCCUGCCCGAGGCACGGUGGCAGAUUCCCUGGCCAGGCUCUCCCUCCGCAGCCCGGCCGAGCUGCAGGCAGCCCGUGGCAGGACGGGGACAGCGCGGGGCCCCGCCACGCUCCCUCCGUCCACCCGUGUGCUGCUGAAGAGGCGGGAGGUGGCGGAGGCGGAGCGGGAGCUGCAGAACCAGCGGCAGGAGUUCCAGCAGCGAAUGCAGCGCCUGGCGCAGCGCCGGCAGCAGCUGGCCCGGAGGCGAGAGCAGCACCGCGACGCCGUGCUCAGAUUCGAGUCCUUCCUCAAGGCGGUGGCGGCCCGGCGGGAGCGGGAGCUGCGGCGGGCAGACGAGGAGCGGGCGCGGGCGGCGGCGGAGCGAGCGGAGAGCGCCCGGCUGCGGCGGGAGCUGGAGCGGCUGCGGCGGCACCGGGAGCGCCUGGCCCGGCGCCUGCGGAGCCUCCGGCCCUUCGGGGACUACCUGCGGGACGUGCUGGCCGCGAUGGGACAGUUCCAGGACGUGCCGGCCAUGCUGGUGCAUUUGGGGGUGCUGGCGGAGGUGCGGGCAGCCCUGGCACGGGAGGCAGAAGCCGGGCAGGAGCAGCUGGCCCAGGGCAGGGCACAGCUCCAGCGGUACCGUCAGGAGAGCAGCACCCAGCUCCUGGGCACCAGGAACGAGCUGGCACGGCUCCACACGCGCCUGGAGGCUGCCCGGCGGGAUGUGCUCCAGUGGGAGUCCUGCUGGACCCACAUCCAGAGCACAGCCACCCAGAAGACCCUGCUGCUGGGGCAGAUCAAGCUGGCUGUGCUGAACCUCUUCCAGCAAACCACGGCACAGCUCAGGAUCCCCACGGACAGAGCCCAGGAGGACACGAAGGCCCAGUUAGACAUGGUGCUGCACUGCAUGAAGGCUCUGUCUGACAUCUGUGCCACUGGCACACACCCACAGCACCACAGGAGUGUCAGGCUGCUUCAGGGCCACAAAUAGCCCCUGGGGACUAUCUGCCUGCUCCUGGGGCCAGGGAGAGGCUGCCAGGGCCAGCACGGAGCCACAGGACCCCUGUGCACGGAGGCAAUUCCUGCAAGUCUGGAAACUCCAUGUGAAGAGGCAACAUGGACAGUAGUGGCACAGUCACACUGGGGUGGCACCACACCCAGGCAGGGCCAGGGCACUCCUGAGGUUCCCUCCUGCACAGAGCACCCCAGGCAGGACAACGAGGAGGAGGGAGCUGCUGAAGGUGCUUCACAUCAAAAUACAUCUGGCU